Molecule: messenger RNA, 1472 nt
Organism: Manduca sexta (tobacco hornworm)
Lineage: Eukaryota; Metazoa; Arthropoda; Insecta; Lepidoptera; Sphingidae
Product: proton-coupled amino acid transporter-like protein pathetic
Exons: 8
Coding region: 144-1445 (433 amino acids)
Biological process (GO): amino acid transmembrane transport
Cellular component (GO): vacuolar membrane
Molecular function (GO): amino acid transmembrane transporter activity
Source: RefSeq, a predicted model, not a curated record
GAAAAGAAUUUCCUUGACUGUUAUUAUAACAGAACAGAACCUUUAAAAGUGUCAAUCCGUGAAUAAAAAAACAAUAAUUUCGGAUAUACAUUAUAGUGUGUAUAUAGUAGUAUAUUUAUGUAAAUAAAGCAAGCAAAUUAAAUAUGAUCGAGUCUAAAGGCAAAAGUGAUGGGGAAUAUAAUCCUUUCGAACACAGGAAUAUUAAAAAUCCGAACACGGAUAUAAGAUCUCUAGCGAAUUUGUUGAAAUCAUCACUCGGAACGGGUAUUCUUGCGAUACCCUUAGCGUUCGCCAGUUCUGGAUGGGCCCUCGGGAUCGUAGGAACUAUAAUCAUCGCGUUUGUUUGUGGACACUGCGUUCAUAUAUUUGUAAUGACAUCCAGAGGGUGCUGCAAGGUGGAAAGGAAACCUUUGCUCAGUUAUUCCGCCACUUGCAAAGCAGCGUUUGCUAAUGGACCAAAGGCUACCCGGCCUUUGGCUACGACAGCAUUUUUAUUUGCAGAGUUUUCUUUAUUCUUCACUUAUAUCGGAGUAUGUUGUAUUUUCACUGUACUAAUAGCAGAUUCUAUAAAACAGUUAUUCGACAGGUAUGUAACAACGACAAAUAUAUCCGUAGAAUACUACUGUCUAUUCAUACUCGUGCCGCUCAGUCUGAUGGUUCAGAUUAGACAUUUGAAGUGGCUAGCGCCUUUUUCUCUAUUAGCAAAUAUUCUGCUCAUCGCCACAUUUGCUAUAUGUCUGUACUAUAUAUUCAGAGAUGAAUUGAACUUUUCCGAUAAAAAACCAGUCGGAGACCCUGCAAGAUUCCCCGCGUAUUUGUCGACUGUCAUAUUUGCAAUGGAGGGAAUAGGAGUGGUGAUGCCGGUUGAGAACAUGAUGAAGAACCCUAAGAACUUCACCAAAAUCCUUACCAUAGCCAUGGCAACUAUCUUGAUACUUUAUAGCGCUUUGGGGCUUUUCGGUUACUUUAGAUAUGGCGACGUGCUUAGAGGAUCUAUUACUCUUAAUCUUCCUAUAGAUGACUGGCCGGCCAUAUGCGCCAAGUCUUUCAUUGCGCUGUCAAUUUUUUUAACAUAUCCUCUACAUUUUUUCGUCGUGCUGGAUAUUUUUACGAGACACGUAGAGCCACAAAUACAGAAGAAAUAUCGAAGCAUUUCACAAGUGGUGGUCAGAAUCGCAUGCGUUUGGGUUUGCGGUGGAAUUGGUAUAGCCCUGCCCAUGCUCGAACAAAUCAUUAACUUUGUCGGCGCUUUAUUCUACUCGAUUCUCGGUCUCAUUAUCCCAGGAGUAGUAGAGACGGUGUUUCGAUGGGAUAACCUGGGCAAAUACAACUGGAUACUUUGGAAAAAUAUUGUAAUCGUUCUCUUUGGAAUGUGCUGUUUAUUAUCCGGCUGUUCGGUAACGAUUAUGGAUAUAAUAGAUAAAUUACACAACAAAACAGAAUAAAUGAUAAUCACAAUAUGUUUUUGAUUA